AUGGAGAAUCAAAGCACCGUGUCUUACUUUCUGCUUCUGGAAUUCUCAAAAAAUCGACAUCUGCAGAUUCUACAUUUCUUCUUGUUCUUUGCAUUAUAUCUGGCAACUAUAACAGCAAAUCUUCUAAUCAUUUCUGCAGUAGCUUUAGAUAAUCAAUUGCAUACCCCCAUGCACUUGUUUCUAAUGAAUUUGGCUGUGGAGGACCUGGGCAUUGUUUCAGUCAUCAUCCCCAAAUCCAUGAUAAAUUCCCUCAUGGACACCAGACACAUCUCUUACUUGGGUUGUGUUGCUCAAGUCUUGAUCUUUUCUUCCUUUGAAGCUUCUGAUUUAUUUCUUCUGACAGUUAUGGCAUAUGAUCGGUAUGUUGCUAUUUGUUAUCCACUGCACUAUGAACUGAUAGUGAAUUGGAAAGCCUGCACCAAAAUAGUGGUUCUGGUGUGGGUCACAAGUCUUCUCUAUGGUAUGUUGCACACCAUUGGUACUUUUUACCUCCCUUUCUGUUCUAAUGUUGUCAACCAAUUUUUCUGUGAAAUUCCACACUUGCUAAAACUGUCCUGCUUUGGUUUCAAUCUAGUUGAAGUUGGAUUCCUUGUGGCUAGUAUCACUGCAGGGUUUGGUUGCUUUAUUUUUAUCAUUUUCUCCUACACUAUGAUCUUCAAGGCAGUGUUGAGAAUUCCUUCUGUAAAAGGAAGGCAGAAAACCUUUUCCACUUGUCUUCCCCACCUUAUAGUUUUUUCCAUGUUUCUGAUAACAGUAUGCUUGGCCUAUUUGCGAUCUCCCUCUGACACUCCAUCUUACUUAGAUUUAGCAUUAACUGCCUUGUAUUCUUUACUCCCACCCCUAUUCAAUCCAAUCAUCUACAGCAUAAGAAAUAAGAAUAUCAAAUCUGUGCUUUCUAAAUUGUGGAGAUUGUGA
This is a messenger RNA of Protobothrops mucrosquamatus (brown spotted pit viper), 915 nucleotides long. RefSeq names its product olfactory receptor 14C36-like. Gene Ontology annotation, cellular component: membrane. Bases 1 to 915 code for a protein of 304 amino acids. Lineage: Eukaryota; Metazoa; Chordata; Lepidosauria; Squamata; Viperidae. Gene Ontology annotation, molecular function: olfactory receptor activity; G protein-coupled receptor activity; odorant binding. The record is from RefSeq and is a predicted model, not a curated record. The transcript has a single exon. Gene Ontology annotation, biological process: G protein-coupled receptor signaling pathway.